AUGGGGGCCAGUUGCAACGAUCAGAGAAAAGCUGUGGCAAUAUGCUUGCAGAGAUCUCCUUGUGUGAUGAUCGAAAGAAAUACACCGAAGAAAUGUCUUGAGGAUCCUGAACUGAAAAAGGAUUUGCCGGAGCUUUGCUUGGCACAAAUGAAAGCUUUUCUGGAGUGUAAAAGGGGAAUGGUGGAUAUGACUAAACGAUUUAGAGGGAAUGGUACGUUGUCCACUGGAAAGUACGAUCAACAGUAUGAGAAUCUCUCUACCGGCAAUUUUGAUCCCCGAGAGGAAAUGCAAAAGUUGAGAAUUCUGGAUGGUCAAAAUAAGGAGUGA
Messenger RNA from Lachancea fermentati, 327 nucleotides. Lineage: Eukaryota; Fungi; Ascomycota; Saccharomycetes; Saccharomycetales; Saccharomycetaceae. The record is from the annotation of a GenBank genome assembly.